This is a messenger RNA of Aspergillus vadensis CBS 113365, 866 nucleotides long. RefSeq lists its product as uncharacterized. Lineage: Eukaryota; Fungi; Ascomycota; Eurotiomycetes; Eurotiales; Aspergillaceae. The coding region runs from base 164 to 655 and encodes 163 amino acids. The record is from RefSeq and is a predicted model, not a curated record. The transcript has a single exon.
UCCCAAAUCUUAUAUUUUUCCUCAAAACGAGCAACAGGCCCUUCCACUUGCGCGCCGAUGUAACCGCUGUCUCUGGCCCGCUAGGUCAGGCGAAGAUAUCGUGAUCCGUGACUUGCUUAUUUACAACGAAUCAUAACCAGAAUAAGCGAAUGGAUGCAGUAAAAUGCAAAACCGGCGACAAAAAGAAAUAUAUGGAAGGCUGGCUUCUGAAAAAAGACAAAAAGGCACAGGGAAAAGGAAAGAAUGGAAAAAGAAACGAGCGAAACUAGAAGGAGAAAAAGCAAAUAUAAAGAGAGUGGACGAUGUUGUCAGCGGUUGCUGCUUCGGUAUGAGAACGGGGCCUAGAAGGCUUACUGGGUCAUCGAAAACGGAUUUCGCCUCCGCUGGGGGGAGGCAUCGAGCGAACUCUGGUCGCCUCCACUGGAGCUGCAGGAUGUACAAUUGGUACGAGAAGGCGCUCUCGACCAGGGAAAAGAGAAAUUGUUCUCUCCAGCUAAUCCGAGACCUGAUGCAUGGUCGAAACCCUGCCCCGCUCUAUUUUGGGCGCGCCGCAUCCAUACUCUUACUUUCGAUUUUUUUUUUUAUUUUCCCACUGCCCUCCUUACAAUUGUUUAACCUCGCAUUAUCCAACAGCGACCAGGCUUGGAAACGCUGAUGACUACUUAAUUGUUAGUCUCCCGGCCGACUCUGGUCCAAUUCCGCUAUGGCCAGAGGGAGCCCACUUGCUAGCUCGUUUCGAACCCCCGAAUUUUGGCGCGCACGGUUUCGAAUUACAUCGUUAGCUUCUCAAAGCCAGCAGAAUGGGGCAAGGGGAACACGUGAGAGACCGGCGCUGCCUGCAAAGCCGGCGCUCGCGACUCAUUCUG